UUCAGACCAUGUCUCUUUCAAUAAAAAGUAGCAUUGUCGAAGUCGAAGCUCCCUACCUUGUCCUACCAGUUGUGCCCGUUCUGGCGAUGAGGGUACUAACGGUAUCUCACAGCUCAGGAGCGCCCCUUUGAGGGGGUGCCCGAAUAAUCUGAAAGUGAGUUUAUUCACUUUCUCAACUUACUUCUUCGCAUCUCUCCCUGCCUCUGUCAUACAUUCUCUCUCCCUGGUGUUUGAGGAUGUCUUCAAUCGCCUCCCUGAUUUGUCACCUUUUUCGAAAUUUCCUCUAAAUUCCCACCACGGAACAAUUGAAGAAUUUGUGAGUUGGGAUUGCUGGUUUUUUUAUUUUAUUUUAUUUUUAUUUUUGAAAUUUUUGCAGUUGGUACCCUGAUCUGGUCGUGUUCUUUAUUGGAUUGUCUUCCAAUUAUAUUGUUAUGUGAUGAGUUUAUUUAUUUUUUGGUACAAAUCUAGGAAUUUUAACUCAUGCUUUUCUUUCCCACCCCCCUCUUCUUGUGGUUUAUUUGGUGUUUUGUGUGCAGAUCUUAGAUGGGGGUGUUUAAUUUGAUUUGGGUUUUCCAUGAUUCUAUGUGGUUUUGGAGUUAAUGUCCAGAAGUGAUUUGUCUGAAAGUUGUAAACUUGAGAUCUUUCUUCUACCUUGUGGUGGAAUUUUCAAUGGCAUUUGCUUUGUCCUCUUGUGAAUUUGCUUUGAACUUAUUUGUCAUUUGCUUAAGGCUUUUUAUAUGCAUCUAUAAAUAGUCUUAACUUUGAAGGUUGAACAGAUUUCAUUCAGCAUGUCCCAUAGGUCUCCUGCUAAAUGAAAUGUUGUGUUUUUGGUUGAAUAUUUAAUAAUGAUAUACCCAGUCUAGUUUUAUUAGAUCUACUUAGGGAAUUGAGGGAAUUUUGUUGGAGCAAUAUAACUACUGUUUCUUUAUGUAGAUGUCUUGUCCCACUUUAUUGUGGUGAAUGAAAUUUUGUUUUAACUUAUAUAAAUUAUCAAAUAAGAUUAAGCAUGUAUGAUGCUUAUCUCUAUUUUCUUUGUUCUUGUAGCACUAUUGUUCUUUUCGUUGUGAAAAUAUCUCACUUGCUAGAGUUUAUUGGAGGAAGUUUAAUGGAGCUUGGAUGUUGUUACUAACAUGUAGAUAGUAAGCAUUUUCAGUUAUCUCUUUUCGUCCCUAUUGGGGACUCAACCUUGGAACCUCCCAUAUCUCCACCCCAAUCCUUUCCCACUCUUCCAUCUUUAUAUAUAUAGGAGAAUUUGCAAGAAAUUUGUUGGAUGUAGAUAAUAUUAUAAGGUUGUUUUCUCAUGUUAUGCGUAGAAGAGUCAGUUUACCUCAUUUUGUUAACUUAAAUAUUUUCUAGCCCUUGAGUUAUUCCCCAGCUCUUUGUUUAUGUUUGAUACUGUCAAAAUCAUUAGUUUCAUUGGCUUUCUUCUUUUUGUUAUUGUUGUUACAAUAUCAAUUUUUUUCUUUGAUUUGAAGCUUGGAUUCUAGGUUAGAUAGAAUAUUGUGAACUUUUCAUAUCUAGAUACCUAAUGAUUUCCUGAUAAUACAAUCUAUCAUGUAAAUUCUGUUAAAUGAAGAGGGUACAGGAUGGAAUGAGCAGGCAUCGAAAUUAAGUCUGUAUUAUUUAAGUUAGAGUUCUUCAGGUUGGCCAUGUGGUUGACUCUUUGACAUAGGGCAACUAUAGGGACUACCGGAGAGUAGUUCUUAUUAGGCAUCUUCAUAUUUGAAUUUAUUCUCUUAGUUCCUGAAGAAAACAUUGGAAUGAAGAUAUGGUGGGCAAAAGUGAGAAGCAUGUAGAGAAUUUAGUAGUUCUACUUGUCUCACAAACAUGACUUAGUCUUCUGGAAAUUCAAUAUUGGUUUGGCUCUUUAGAUUCUGGAAGUUAGAAGCAGUUAAAAAAAAAAAAAAAAAAAACCCUGAUGAUAUGUUAGGCUUAAGUAAUUGUUAUGGCUUUUCUGUCAAUAGUGCAUGGAAUUUUUUUAGAUGGACGAGGUAUCAGACACCUGAAUUCCUUGGGAGUAGUCUCCUGCUUUGGAAAUAUAUAUAUAGAGUGUGCAUGUGUGUUAGAGUUAAUUUUUAAUUUUUAAAUGAAUUAAAUAAAAAAUAUAGAUAAACUUUUAUAUACCAUCAAUUUCUUUUUAGUAAAAAAUAUAAAUGCAUAAAAAUGAACCAUUUAUUUUUAUUAAUUCAAUAAAUUGGCAAGGUAAAGGAAGGGAAAAAGUUAAACUUAAGAUAAAUUGGUCUCCAUUAAGGAUAAUUAAAAAAUGUGAAAAUUUUAAAAUGCUUUCAGUGCUAACAUUUUUUUGGUGUGGCACUAUUCUGUGUACCAAACAUGUGCUAAGACUUUUUUAGAUGCAUAACAUAUAUGCUAUGAUUGAUGAGAUAUAAUAUCAAAUAGUCUACAAAUUUAAUUAUGUUCUACAAUAUUGUUUCAAAUGCUACCACCUUCUUGAAUUCUAAUUUCUUGAUAUAGUUGAAUCUGGCACUCCCACCAGUGUUAGGUUCCUACUCUCUAAGUUGGACUAAUGGAGCAUAGGUUAUGUCAAUUAUUUAAUAAAUGGAGUCCCAACAAACUUUUGUUAAGUCCAUGUAGCUGUAUUUUUAACCAUUCUUUGUAUGUGUGGAUAUAAUAUCAUUUUCCUCUAAUUUGAUUACGAUACCAUUUAAAGGUUUUUGUGUCAUUUUGUUUCUUUGUCAGUGUUAAUGAAGCUAAAGGAUAUUUUAGAAAGGAGCAGAAGACGCUCCAAGGAUCUUCUCUGCUCGUCUAUCUUGACCGUCUUCAUUAAAGGGUUCUAUCCUAGAAACGUUGUCAGAUACUCUGGAAUCUAAGUGCUUCUGUGAUAAACUAUGUGCUGUUAGUGUUGAUUUUGUAAGAAUGGAUAGGUCAGACACAUCAGGAUUUGUAAGUGGUGGAGGUAGCAUAUUGGAAUCCUUUCUGCUUGUUCAAUAAGUUUUGAUGUUUGGAGCUUCCUAGUAGCGUGUGUUUAAGACUGUACUGCCAGUUGGGCUUCUCAUUCCUCUGUGCUAUAGCUCAUAGCACCCUGAAAAUGGAUCUUGACAAUAAGAGUGCUUCUUUCUCUCAUACUUGUGAGUUCAUAAAAAAUGACAACUUUGGUGACACUACUUUAAGCUUGAACUGCUUUGGCUUUGGAGGAAGCAACACAGCAAGAAUUGUGAAUACUCGAAACAGUCUUGGUGUUAAGCCUUCAAAUCCUCCUGAUGAUGGCUGCAGGUUGGUACUUGGUUUGGGGCCAACACCGAAUACAUAUUGUGAUGAUUAUUACCAUGUUGAUGUUAAUAAGAGCAAAGGAUCGGCUACCAUGUACCCAAAGCGUUUGCCAUCUGAGGUUGAUUCAAUCCUAAAACUUGGCCCUUCUGGAGGUGUUGGGGAGUUUUUAGGGCUUGAUUGUUCAGUUUCAGUCCAGACUGAUGUGAAUUCAUCUUGUCACCCUAACCAGGUGUCUGAUGAUGACAACCGAGUUUUGAUUCCUGUUGUUGAUGAGGGUUCCACUUCAGCAAAGAAAUCAGGUGGCUAUAUGCCAUCACUUCUUUUGGCUCCAAGAAUGGACAGAAAAGUUUCCAUGCAGACACAAGAACUUUUUGAACUGGGAACCAAAUCCCAUCAUCAUCUUUCUCAACUGAGUCCUGAACCGUCUGCUACCACAGAUUACUCAACAGGCACUAUCUCUGAGUCAGCAACUGCUGUGACUUCUUCAGAUCAUAGGAACAACAAUCCUAAGAAAUGCAAGUUUAUGGAUUGUACAAAAGGUGCAAGAGGGGCAUCAGGUCUUUGCAUUGGUCAUGGGGGCGGACAGAGAUGCCAGAAACCAGGAUGCAACAAGGGCGCUGAGAGUCGAACUGCCUACUGUAAGGCCCAUGGUGGAGGAAGGAGGUGCCAGCAAUUGGGAUGCACUAAAAGUGCUGAAGGCAAGACAAACUUCUGCAUAGCACAUGGUGGUGGCAGACGGUGUGGGCAUCCAGCAGGGUGCACCAAGGCUGCACGAGGCAAGUCAGGGCUUUGCAUCAAGCAUGGUGGGGGGAAGAGGUGUAAGAUAGAAGGCUGUACUCGAAGUGCUGAGGGGCAGGCUGGAUUAUGCAUUUCUCAUGGAGGCGGACGCCGUUGCCAGUACCAGGGAUGUACUAAGGGUGCUCAAGGAAGCACCAUGUUUUGUAAGGCACAUGGUGGUGGGAAGCGUUGCAUAUUUGCUGGAUGCACCAAAGGUGCUGAAGGGAGCACACCGCUUUGCAAGGGGCAUGGUGGGGGAAAACGCUGCCUCUUUGAUGGUGGUGGGAUCUGCCCAAAAAGUGUACACGGAGGCACAAAUUUUUGUGUUGCCCAUGGUGGUGGAAAAAGAUGUUCCGUUCCAGGCUGCACCAAGAGUGCACGUGGCCGCACUGAUUGUUGUGUUAAGCAUGGUGGAGGGAAGCGGUGCAAGUUUGAAAACUGUGGAAAGAGUGCCCAAGGUAGCACAGACUUCUGCAAAGCUCAUGGUGGGGGAAAGCGAUGCAGCUGGGGAGAAGGAAAAUGUGAGAAAUUUGCAAGGGGAAAGAGUGGGCUAUGUGCUGCACACAGUAGCCUGGUUCAGGAGCGGGAGACAAAGAAAGGAGGUAUGAUAGGACCAGGACUCUUCCAUGGGCUCGUACCUACUGCUACCUCAACUGGUGGAAGCAGCUUUGACAACAAUUCCUCAUCAGGAGUGAGCGUCAUCUCAGACUGCAUCAACUCACUGGAAAAGGCUUCUAAAAGACGACAGCAGCAACUCAUACCCCCUCAGGUAUUGGUUCCUCUAUCAAUGAAGUCCUCAUCAUCUUAUUCAAGGUUGGUGAGUGCUGAGAGGCAAGAGGAAGCAAGCCAUGGUGGGGGCAUUGGUGGCAGCAGCAGCAACAACACUGCUGGGGGCAAGAGCUUCAACAUGAUGAUGAUGAUGAUCCCUGAGGGAAGGGUCCAUGGUGGCGGCCUCAUGUCAAUGCUGGGUGGGAAUCUGAAGAAUGCGUGCAAUGAGGUCUGAAAUUUGUAUUUGUAUAUUUUGGGAGUAGGGGAAUUUUCAAUGUUGGAAUUGUCCAUAAGAUUUGGUGUUUGUUGAAUGAAUAACAGAUGAUAGGUGUAUUUAGUUUGUGUUA
Messenger RNA from Vitis vinifera (wine grape), 5120 nucleotides. RefSeq lists its product as uncharacterized. The coding region runs from base 3047 to 5008 and encodes 653 amino acids. The record is from RefSeq and is a predicted model, not a curated record. The transcript has 2 exons. NCBI's taxonomy places the organism in Eukaryota, Viridiplantae, Streptophyta, Magnoliopsida, Vitales, Vitaceae.